Molecule: messenger RNA, 726 nt
Organism: Gregarina niphandrodes
Lineage: Eukaryota; Apicomplexa; Conoidasida; Eugregarinorida; Gregarinidae
Exons: 2
Coding region: 1-726 (241 amino acids)
Source: RefSeq, a predicted model, not a curated record
AUGGGAUGCGGUAACGACAGCAGCGAAUUCGAUCAAUACUUUUACUGUUGCAAGUUGCUCAAAACCUUCGAGGGCUUCAUCAGCCAUUGCCACAGCAGGCACUGGGGUCCCAAGAAUUCCGCGGGCGUAUUGUCAUGUGAUUGCGGUCGCUUCCGCGGCAAUUACGAGAGCUACCUCGACCACCUCGAAAUUCUCGGAGACUACUGGUACUGCGAAGACUGUGACGAAUACAGCCACGACUGUCCUGACUGCUUAAAGGAACACACAGUGCGGCAUGCCUUGCACGAGGAAGUGCUGGAGCACCAGAAUCAGUUAGCCAAAAAAAAAUUGAUGAAGACUCAUAAGGAGCUCAGGCUACUUGAUGAGGAGGUCGUCACACUAAGAAAAGAAAAACGCGCUCUGGAGACGAAGGUGAACGAACUCCUUGGGACGAAUGACGAGCUACUGACGCAGCUCGCGGCGUUUACGAAGCUACCCGCCGUCGGCUGCGGAGUCACUAGAGAUAGUACACCGGAGGCAGCACUGGAGGAAGUGGCGACCACUGCACCGGAGGCAGCACUGGAGGAAGUGGCGACCACUGCACCGGAGGCAGCACCGGAGGAAGUGGCAUGUACUGCACCAGAGGAAUUGGCGACCACUGCACCGGAGGUAGCCACCCAAAUGGACGGGGUAAUUGUGGCUCCGCUGCAGCUAACGGUUGAAGAGGAGCAACAUGGCGAGCAGUGA